UCAUGCUGCUGCCAGGUCCAGAGUCUGUCAUGGGUCCCUGUACGGCCUCCCAUUGCUGCUGUCUCCAUCGCCACACUCUGCCAUGUGCCACUUUCAGGUCUCCUCACACUGCUGGUGUGUUCCAUUUUUUGUCAUAGGGUGCUGGCAGAUUACGGGCCUCCCAUAGCUGCUGCCAGGCCCCUAAUCUGCCAUGGGCCCCUAUACCGCCUCCUCAUGCUGCUGCCAAGUCCAGAGUCUCUCAUGGGUCCCUGUACGGCCUCCCAUUGCUGCUGUCUCCAUCGCCCACACUCUGCCAUGUGCCACUUUCAGGUCUCCUCACACUGCUGGUGUGUUCCAUUUUUUGUC
Molecule: messenger RNA, 345 nt
Organism: Staurois parvus
Lineage: Eukaryota; Metazoa; Chordata; Amphibia; Anura; Ranidae
Source: the annotation of a GenBank genome assembly